AUGCCGCCAAAUCGAUUCAAGCGAAAAAUUAUUCAAGAUGAAAGCUGCGAAACAGAAGAACAAGAAGAAGCGUCAAUCAAUUCAAUUCUACCUCCUUCUGCUCCAUCACACAAAAAUUCAUACAAGUUGGAGGAUUGUCUUUUUAAUCAAUUAAUUAUUAUUAAAUUAGGAGAGGAAUAUUUUGUUCAUCGGGAUUUAAUUGCCAUUUGUUUGAACAAGAGAUGUCCUCCAAUGCAUUCUCAUCAGAUAAUUAUUUCAGAGAGUGCUGUGAGGAUUUUAAAUGAGACUGAGUUGGCUGCCUUUAUCAAGUUAAUGUCGGAACAAGUCUAUGAAAAAUCCUUGCUGAGCAAGAGAGGCUUGCAUGAACUUGAAGGUUUGGAUGAGGCAUUGGUUUCUAAUAGUUUGGAUGUUAAACUUUUUAGAUUAAAGUACUUGUUGGAAAAGACGUGGUUCUUGGACUUUUUUAAUAGUAAUUCAAUGAAUGAGGAAAUUGAUCCAACAAUGUUUAGAGCCAUUGUUGAUUUGGAUUUUUCUGAAAUUAUUUGGAAAAGUGAAUCAGAUCAUAUUUAUGAAAGGAGGAGAAAAUUCGUAAAGUAUACUGUUAAAACUGAGAAUGAAUCUAGUGGAACUACUACAACUAGUGGUGGUAACAACACGACUGCAACUACUAGUACAAGUACAACAACAAUAGAAACCAACACCAUUCUCUUUCCAAAUUCUUCCAAAUUAUUGGAACAAAUUCAUCAAUGUGUUAGCAUGUUUGAAAAUUCCAAUAAGGAAACAACAAGUACCUCUCUCGAUAUUUCAUUAGAAAAUAUUCAGAAUUUAUCACUCUCUGUUUCAUCAUCAAAAGAGAUGGAACUUUACGAAAAGAGUUGCAUUCAGGGAUUUAUUAUUCAAUCUUUGAAAAAGCUCAAAAAUACAUGCAUUUACAGAGAGUACACUCCAAAUAGUGAUCAAGCGGAAAAAUUCAAAUGUAUUGCCAUUGCCAAUAUCCACUUAUCAAAUUCUAGUUUGAAACUCUUCAUUACUUCUUCACUGGAAAUGUUUUUCAACGACGAUUUACCAAACUCUUUAUUUGGUAAUUUGAAAAACUUUGACUCUCUCAAAAGCGUUUACAAAGAUGACUUGAUGGAUUUGAUUUCUUUCCAAAAAAUAGAAAAGUAA
Molecule: messenger RNA, 1167 nt
Organism: Naegleria gruberi
Lineage: Eukaryota; Heterolobosea; Eutetramitea; Acrasida; Naegleriidae
Exons: 1
Coding region: 1-1167 (388 amino acids)
Source: RefSeq, a predicted model, not a curated record